AUGGAUCGACUUGCUGGAAACAAAUUGAAGAAUGAGGAGGCACAGGAGGAUGUGUUUCAUUUACUACUGAGACUUUAUGCUCAUCAAGAUGUGUUGGAAGAACUUUACAGCAGUUAUGACAAGAAUGCUGCUGAAUUUGUGUUUUAUAUUCCACAACUAUGCACGUUUCUUAUGCAUGGCAAUUAUGCCAAACAACAUCAACUCGAGUGCUUUCUCAUGUCAAGAAGUGGCGAGUCAUUACCAUUUGCACAUCGAUUGACGUGGUUUUUGAGAUCGUUCUGUGACAAUGCCAGAGGCUAUCGUUCCGAGUCUUUGAGUGUCACAGCACAACAGGGUCAGGAGAAUUGUGAUUUUAUUAAAGCUCUUGGAAGACGAGCAGGCGUGCCGGCACUGUUGAUGAACAGUGGACUUUGUGUGGAGGAAGUAUCGGCUACAAGACCUGACAAUUUAGAGCAAAGACGGUGGAUGAUUUUUCCUACCGAUGAUGAACAGGAAUUUACAAUGUUGGAAAGUGAUAAAUCCUUUGCAGGACAUUUGCUUUGCAGACGAAAUUCCAUGCAGGAUGAAGCGAGGACAGAUGAAGGAAAUGCACACCAGAUCUUGCUAUUCAAGCAAACGCCAACGUUUGUGGAAGCUCUUACAAACUUGGCAGAACAGCUCAUCCCCAUACCGCGUUCUCAGAGAAACAGGGAACUGCGCAAAAGGUUACGUUAUAUUGAUAUGCAAAUGCUGCCCUCCGACGUGAUUUACUUGCCAAUAGGUAAUCCAUAUCAUCGUGUCAAGCGCAUUUGGGCCGAAGAGUGCUUUACAUUCUCUACAAAGGAGCGAGUGCCGUACUUCCUUUGUGUGGAAGUUUUGGAUUACUCCGUUGCCACCUCCCCAUCUACGUCUAAGAAAAAACAAAGGAAGAGAAAGUCAAAAGCGAGUCGUAAUCAGAUGCGAGGCUUUUCUCUCAAGUUGCCUUUCACGAAGGCUGACGCCGGUCUAGAAGUAUCAGCCGAUGAUUCUCCCAUGUCGAGCAGCACUUCGCUUGAAAGUGAGCCGAGCUUGGUGUCAUCGCCAAGUGCUUCUUUUCCAUUGCCAGAAGUCGAAGAUGACAGCCCAACGUUGUCGUCGUCAUCGUCGACUCCCUUGCGGGAUGUCGAUGAUGUGGCGGGUCUUAUUGAAGAUCAGAUGAAUAGCGAGGAUGGCGAUGACGAGAAAGAAGGUGAACUAAAAAUCAGAAAGAACUUUCAGGAAGACAAAGAUCUUCAAAGAGCUGAAGAGGAGCAACAAGAACGACUAGGGCAAUGGAAUUUGCCAAGAUCUCAACGACGCAGCAUCAAAGAGUACUCGAAUAGUGCAUCAGCUCGCUCAGGAGAACAAAUCGACAGCUUUUACUCAUCCUGGUUUUCGAAGAAGGCACAGCACGACGCCGAAGAAGACGAACAUGCUCCACCUGUUUUUGACCAAACAAAGGUCGACGAUACUGCUCAAAAGGUCGUUGCUUCUCCUUCGAUAAAGAAUGAUGAACCUGCAGUUAUCGAAGAGGUAGUUGCUGGCGCUGGCGAUGAGGGAGUGGAGACCUGCGAGCUUCAUGAGGCAGUAUCUGCCCGGUCGACAUCUUUGGAAGGCGAAUCCGUCGUUGCGUUUGCAACUGGAGAGAACGUUACAGCGUCAUUUUGUGAAAAAGUGGAGGUGGAAGUCACUGUUCAACAGUUUAAUGCGAGUCCUAAUCAGUCAAAAGCACUACCAAAGCCCAACCAGAAGGGUGCAUCGAUCGGUUGCGAACCUGUCGAGAGGGAAGCGUGGAAAUCUAUGGCUGAUGAGCAGAUUGUUCUCUAUACUCCCCCAGUCCAAGCUCGGAGUCUCUUUUCGACCUUGUUUUCGAAGGAACCUCCUACUCUAAGUCCUGGAAUGACACCGGCCUUGUUCAAGAGAAAAACGACGGGGGCAAAUGACAGAAAGAGUAACACAGCCGCUGUAACGAGGCCUACGGGUAUAUUUGCGUUCAUGUUUGCGAAAAAGUCUCAGGUAUUUUUGCUCAAGUCAAAUGAAGUGGGAAUUUCGGAUGAAGUUGAUGCCGACGAUGCGAACAACGAGGAGUUGGAGUUGAAGAAGGUGCAUUUGUCCGAAAACAAUCUUGUCGACAGAACUUCCGUGUCUUCAAAAGAUGGACGUAUGACGGAUGAUUCGGUAGCUGAGGAUGCAGAUGGCGAGGACACAGACUCAAGCGGUGGGUACAUUUUGGGCGACGACGAAUUUGUAUGCGAACCGGAGCCUUCGCCCGUAACUAAGGUCUCUGAAAAACAGGAUCCUGCUGUAUUGGGGCUCUCUCAGAACUCUGUAAUGGAGCUUACUGAGCAACUUCCUGCCAAUCUGGAUCGUGCUACGGCUUGCACUGAUGACGAGACUGCACUAUCUGAAAACGUCGACCCAGAUGUGAGUUCUUCGACACUCUCAGCACCUGAUGUCGAGAGCAACAAUGUGUCAGAGGACAAGGACCAUUUCCGACAAAGACGACGUGAUCUGAGCGUCAGCCUUGAUUUUGCUGAUCCGACAGCUUGGAAAGAAGAAUUUGAUUUGGAUGAUGGCCUGACUGAGGAAGAGCCAGAUGUAGACGUGGUUGACGACGAUGCCGAUGGGGAGCACGAGACAUCUGAGGAUGAGGAUGAGAAGCCGAUGAUCGUUUUCCGUGAGCGCUGGAGUGAGAAGGAAGCGCGUAUUCGUAACGAAUCACCGUAUGGAGAACACCCUGGAUGGCGACUUCUUUCUGUUAUUGUAAAGAGCAAUGACGACUUGCGCCAGGAGCAGUUUGCAGCGCAGCUGAUUGCCCAGUGUGAUCGGAUAUUCCGCGAGUACUCGCUUCCUCUGUCGCUGAGACCGUAUAACGUAAUCGCUACGUCAGCUACGACUGGACUCAUCGAGGCCGUUCCUGACACCGUUUCUCUGGAUUCUCUGAAGCGGAAUGAUCCCGGCUACACCACGCUCCAGGAUUUCUACAUUCGCCUUCACGGCGACAAGGAUACUGCUGAGUUUACUCGAGCCCAGCGAAACUUUGUAGAGAGUCUUGCGGCCUACUCCAUCGUUUGCUACGUGUUCCAGAUUAAAGAUCGUCACAAUGGCAAUAUCCUAGUGGACACCGACGGACAUGUGAUCCACAUUGACUUUGGUUUCUUACUCACCAAUAGUCCUGGCAGUAACUGGAAUUUUGAGCGGGCCCCAUUCAAGCUUACCGAUGAAUUCGUAGAGCUUAUGGGUGGACCCCGUAGCUCAACAUUCCGCUACUUCCGGUCCCUCUGCAUCCGUGCAUACCUGGCACUCCGUCGAAACAUGAGCCAAAUCGUCCUUCUUGUCGAGAUGAUGCUUGUGGGGAAUGCUGAUUUGCCUUGCUUUGCUGGUGGAAAAAAAGCGGUGAUUGAAGGCCUUCGUGCGCGUCUUAAACCAGGCGCACGUACGAGCACAUGUCAAGUGUUUGUGAACCAGCUGAUCGACCAAUCCAUUAACAAUUGGCGGACGCGCUGGUAUGACAAGUACCAACGAACUUGUCUCGGAAUCCUGUAG
Messenger RNA from Peronospora farinosa, 3543 nucleotides. The record is from the annotation of a GenBank genome assembly. NCBI's taxonomy places the organism in Eukaryota, Oomycota, Peronosporomycetes, Peronosporales, Peronosporaceae.